AUGUCGCAUUGGCGCUAUGAGCUAUGCAUUACGUAUCCGUAUUAUGCAUCACUCAGCGGCGCCUGCACGUGGGAGGGCUAUGGACUACGCAUUACGUAUCCGUAUUAUCGCCGAAAGCCCGCCGGAGAGGGCUAUGUACUAUGCAUUACGUAUCCGUAUUAUGCAUCACUCAGCGGCGCCUGCACGUGGGAGGGCUAUGGACUACGCAUUACGUAUCCGUAUUAUGUAUCAAGCGCCGAAAGCCCGCCGGAGAGGGCUUAUGGACUACGUAUUACGUAUCCGUACUAUGUAUCAAGCGCCGAAAGCCCGCCGGAGAGGGCUUAUGGACUACGCAUUACGUAUCCGUAUUAUGCAUCAAGCGCCGAAAGCCCGCCGGAGAGGGCUAUGUACUACGUAUUACGUAUCCGUACUAUGUAUCAAGCGCCGAAAGCCCGCCGGAGAGGGCUAUGGACUACGCAUUACCGCCGAAAGCCCGCCGGAGAGGGCUAUGUACUACGCAUUACGUAUCCGUACUAUCGCCGAAAGCCCGCCGGAGAGGGCUAUGUACUACGCAUUACGUAUCCGUAUUAUCGCCGAAAGCCCGCCGGAGAGGGCUAUGGACUACGCAUUACGUAUCCGUAUUAUGUAUUCAAGCGCCGCAACCCUCCGCCGGACCCUAACUUCGCGCUGCCGCUCGGGCUGCCAUAA
Messenger RNA from Emiliania huxleyi CCMP1516, 687 nucleotides. RefSeq lists its product as hypothetical. The transcript has 6 exons. The record is from RefSeq and is a predicted model, not a curated record. The coding region runs from base 1 to 687 and encodes 228 amino acids. NCBI's taxonomy places the organism in Eukaryota, Haptophyta, Isochrysidales, Noelaerhabdaceae.